AUGCCACCGUCGCCCAGGGAAUACCCGCCGCCGACCGAAAACGAAUUGAAGACAAAGAAGUACGAUUUUGAAGACAAAGAAGAGGUGGAUGAAUCGAUGUUCCGCGAUGAAGACGAGGACAGCGGGGAUGAUGAAUUCUACGAGGAGUAUAGGAGAGUUGAGAUGGCCAAAAUGUUCCUUAAACAACUCCGGGAUAGCAGGGGUUAUGAUGUGGAAUGCUAUCCGCCUCUGUGUUUGGACUCUCCUUUCGCACCUCGACCCUUUAGCAUCGACGAGGAGCUUCAUGAGGAAGCAAAGGAACAAUCAAAAUCCGCUGUGGCUAAAAUCAAUGAUGAAAUGGCGGUUGCGGAAAAUUCCGAUAAUAGUGAUGCUGCUGCUCCCGCUCCCAUGAGAACUUUCCAAGCCAUGGUAUAUAAGCCGUUGCACGGCGAUCUUGAACUCGUGGAAUGGAGGUUUAAACCCGUUCCUGUUUCUUCUACUGGUGCUUAA
This is a messenger RNA of Oldenlandia corymbosa var. corymbosa, 489 nucleotides long. The record is from the annotation of a GenBank genome assembly. Lineage: Eukaryota; Viridiplantae; Streptophyta; Magnoliopsida; Gentianales; Rubiaceae.